Molecule: messenger RNA, 765 nt
Organism: Heteronotia binoei (common prickly gecko)
Lineage: Eukaryota; Metazoa; Chordata; Lepidosauria; Squamata; Gekkonidae
Product: olfactory receptor 10A5-like
Exons: 1
Biological process (GO): G protein-coupled receptor signaling pathway
Cellular component (GO): membrane
Molecular function (GO): G protein-coupled receptor activity; olfactory receptor activity
Source: RefSeq, a predicted model, not a curated record
AUGUUGACAAAGAAAGGCAAUAUUCUACAGAAUAGCACAGCAGCAGUUGAAUUCAUCCUUCUUAGUUUUUCUGAUGAGCCCAACUUGCAAAGCAUAUUGUUUUCUACUUUUCUAGUGAUCUACAUCAGCAUUCUGGCAGGAAAUUCCAUCAUCAUUCUCCACAUAUUGGUCGAUCCUACCCUUCACACCCCCAUGUAUUUCUUUCUGAGAAACCUGUCCUUUUUGGAGAUCUGUUGCGCAUCAGUCAAUGUCCCCAAGAUGCUUGAGAAUCUUCUGUCUGGGAACAAGUCCAGCUCUUUCCUAGGAUGUACUGUACAGACCUAUUUUGAUUUCUUUCUCGGUGGCUCUGAGUGUUUCCUCCUGGCUUUCAUGGCCUAUGAUCACUAUGUUGCCAUUUGUAGACCUCUGCACUACCCUGUCCUUAUGAACAGAAAAGUGUGCAUGAGUCUAGCUGUGGCAUUUUAGUAAAGUGGCUUUUUUAUGUCCUUAAGUCACACCAGUAUGGUAUUUACCAUGUCCUUUUGUGAUUCAAAUGAGAUUAACCAUUUCUUCUGGGACAUCCCCCCAUUACUGAAAUUGGUUUGUGGGGACACUUCCAGGACUGAAAUUGCUGAGUUCGUAGUGGCUAUGGUAUUUGGAACUCUUCCUUUCCUCAUGAUCUUAAUGUCUUAUGCUGGUAUCAUUGCCACCAUUCUGGAAAUUUCUUCUGCAGAAAGACAGACUGCAGCUCCCAACCAGAGGCAGGCUGCACAGCCUUGUCUCUGA